Molecule: messenger RNA, 4072 nt
Organism: Propithecus coquereli (Coquerel's sifaka)
Lineage: Eukaryota; Metazoa; Chordata; Mammalia; Primates; Indriidae
Gene: SOX13
Product: SRY (sex determining region Y)-box 13
Exons: 14
Coding region: 1088-2494 (468 amino acids)
Biological process (GO): regulation of transcription by RNA polymerase II; cell fate commitment
Cellular component (GO): nucleus
Molecular function (GO): RNA polymerase II cis-regulatory region sequence-specific DNA binding; DNA-binding transcription factor activity, RNA polymerase II-specific
Source: RefSeq, a predicted model, not a curated record
CUCCUCUGAGGCUGUCCAGUCGCCUCGCAGCAGCGAGCAGCAAGCAGCGAGUGCCCUGUUCCAGUCCCGGCUUGGAACUGAACUGUGUGAGCGCGGGUCCCGGAACCCGGGCCCAGGAGCGGCGAGCCCGGGUCGGCGCCCAGGGUGCAGCGGUCAGCGUCGGAGGCCCUGACUCGGAACCGAGCCGAGGCGCGGAGCGCGGAGCCGGAGAGCGCGAGAGCGGAGAGCGAGGCGGGCGGGCCAGCGCCGCGUCCGGCGAGUCGAGGAGCAGGACCGCGGAAGGCAGGGAGACGGCCGCCAGCCGAGGGCAGAGGGCAGAGGGCAGAGAGCGGCCUGGCUCGGCGGACGGCGCCGCCCGGCCGGAUCCGAGCUCGCCGCCCGGGACGGCGGCCCCUGGUGGGGCGCGGAUCCUGGGUGGCCGUGGGGCCGGAGCGACUCCGCGGCCGACAGCGGGGGGCGUGCCUCCUCCCAGCCCAGCCGCCCCGGCCCGGCCCGCCCGCCCGCUGCGUCGCCGGGGCAUGUGAGCGUGAAGCCCGGGCAGCCAGCCGCGAGGACCGCACGGAGGAGGAGCCGGAGCGCGGAACCGCGAGCCGCGAGCCCAGCGCCCGGCUGAGUAGAUGUCCAUGAGGAGCCCCAUCUCUGCCCAGCUGGCCCUGGAUGGCGUUGGCACCAUGGUGAACUGCACCGUCAAGUCCGAGGACAAGAAGGAGCCUUGCCAUGAGGCCCCCCAGGGCGCAGCCGCCGCUGCUGAGCCCCAGCCCGCAGACCCCGCCCGGACCCCCCAGGAUGGUGCAGACCCCCAAGCUCCAGCCCAGGUGCCUAGCACUUUCCCAGGGGCUCCUGGGACUGUAGCUCUCCGGAGAGCAAUGGGUCCCCAGAACCCAAGAGACCAGGAGCCUCCGAGGCUGCUUCUGGAAGCCAGGAGAAGCUGGACUUCAACCGGAAUUUAAAAGAAGUGGUGCCGGCCAUCGAGAAGCUGCUGUCCAGUGACUGGAAGGAGAGGUUUCUGGGAAGGAACUCUGUGGAAGCCAAAGAUGUCAAAGGGACCCAAGAGAGUCUGGCAGAGAAGGAGCUUCAGCUUCUGGUCAUGAUCCACCAGCUGUCCACCCUGCGGGACCAGCUCCUGACGGCCCACUCGGAGCAGAAGAACAUGGCUGCCAUGCUCUUCGAGAAGCAGCAGCAGCAGAUGGAGCUGGCCCGGCAGCAGCAGGAGCAGAUUGCCAAGCAGCAGCAGCAGCUCAUUCAGCAGCAGCACAAGAUCAACCUCCUUCAGCAGCAGAUACAGCAGGUCAACAUGCCUUAUGUCAUGAUCCCAGCCUUCCCUCCAAGCCACCAACCUCUGCCUGUCACCCCUGACUCCCAGCUGGCCUUGCCCAUUCAGCCCAUCCCCUGCAAACCAGUGGAGUAUCCGCUGCAGCUGCUGCACAGCCCCCCUGCCCCGGUGGUGAAGAGGCCUGGGGCCAUGGCCGCCCACCACCCCCUGCAGGAGCCCUCCCAGCCCCUGAACCUGACAGCCAAGCCCAAGGCUCACGAGCUGCCCAACGCCUCCAGCUCCCCCAGCCUGAAGAUGAGCGGCUGUGGCCCCCGCCCCCCCAGCCACGGGGCCCCCACGCGGGACCUGCAGUCCAGCCCCCCCAGCCUGCCUCUGGGCUUCCUCGGUGAAGGGGAUCCUGUCACCAAAGCCAUCCAGGAUGCUCGGCAGCUGCUACACAGCCACAGCGGGGCCUUGGACAGCUCCCCCAACACCCCCUUCCGUAAGGACCUCAUCAGCCUGGAUUCGUCCCCAGCCAAGGAGCGGCUGGAGGAGAGCUGUGUGCACCCGCUGGAAGAAGCCAUGCUGGGCUGCGACAUGGACGGCUCCCGCCACUUCCCGGAGUCUCGGAACAGCAGCCACAUCAAGAGGCCCAUGAACGCCUUCAUGGUGUGGGCCAAGGACGAGCGGAGGAAGAUCCUCCAGGCCUUCCCGGACAUGCACAACUCCAGCAUCAGCAAGAUCCUCGGCUCCCGCUGGAAGUCCAUGACCAACCAGGAGAAGCAGCCCUACUACGAGGAGCAGGCGAGGCUGAGCCGGCAGCACCUGGAGAAGUACCCCGACUACAAGUACAAGCCGCGGCCCAAGCGCACCUGCAUCGUGGAGGGCAAGCGGCUGCGUGUGGGCGAGUACAAGGCCCUGAUGAGGACCCGGCGCCAGGACGCCCGCCAGAGCUACGCCAUCCCCCCGCAGGCCGGCCAGGUGCAGCUGAGCUCCACAGACGUCCUGUACCCGCGGGCGGCAGGCGUGCCCCUGGCACAGCCGCUGGUGGAGCACUACGUCCCCCGGAGCCUGGACCCCAACAUGCCUGUUAUCGUCAACACCUGCAGCCUCAGAGAGGAGGGUGAAGGCACAGACGACAGGCACUCGGUGGCCGAUGGCGAGAUGUACCGGUACAGUGAGGACGAAGACUCAGAGGGCGAAGAGAAGAGCGACGGGGAGUUGGUGGUGCUCACGGACUGAUCCCGCUGGGUGGGCCCGGCCCCUUGUGGGGACAGACCCCAGCCCACCCCGCGGGCACAGCCAGCCAACCUGGACUAUGUUGGUACUUGGCCUUGGGUGUGCCCUGGAGAUGGGCAAAGCUGUGCACUUGUAGAUACGUUCAUGAGGGGAGAGUCCCCCUCCCCGCCACACCCUCGGGCAUGCCUGAGGAGCUGUCACCUGCUGGGCAGGGCCCGCACUGGUGAUGGGCUGAGCUGGCCCUUGGGGCUCACAGCCAGGGGACACUGGAUGGCCCUCCCUCCCGCAGCUACCCACAGGGAUGUGGCAGCUACAGACCUGUCCCCUUGGGGUCACAUGCUGUUUCCAUUCUUGUCCUGGCUGGACCAGCCUCUGUGGGACCACCACCCCCUCCCACACCCCCCCCAUCACUCCUCUAUCACCAGGAUCACUUUGUGCAAAAGGGUCCGGCUGUCCCUCACUGUCUUUAUCUCUGCCAAGCCCAUCGUGCCUCUGGCUGCUCUGUGUGUGUGUGUGUGUGUGUGUGUGUGUGCACAUGUGUGUGUGUUUUCAUCUGUUCGUUCAUUGCACAAGAUAUUUAUUGAGUGCCCACUACGUGCCAGGCACUGUUGCUGAGUUCCUGUGGCUGUGUCUCUUGACGCCACUCUUGUUUCUCUGGGGGCCUCUUUCUGUGCUUCUCUUUGUCCCCAAAUUGCUACCUCUUUGUCAGUCUGGGUGUCUCAGGUUCUGUGUGUUCCUUGUGUGCAUUUAUUUCUCUCUCUCUUCCUUGUCUUCCUGCAAGGCCCUCUUUGUUUCUCUCUCUUUUUCUCAGUGUCUGUCCCUGCCCCCCUGAUGCCCUCUGGGUCCCUGCAGGCCCCAGGUCUUUCCCUGGGCCCACCAGCCUUCCUGCCCCUCUCCUACCUGCCCCUUCACUCCACCCUGACUCUGCCUGUCGGUUCCCACGGAGCCCCUUUUAGCUCUGAGCAGCAUGGGAAUGUGCCUCAGCCUCCAAGGGGCUUUGUCCUGGUGCCACAGCCCUGGUCCCCACCUGACUGCAGGAGUGAGUGGGACAGGAGGACUGAUGGUGCUCCCUUACUGCCAGCCACAGGGGCCCCGGAGCCGGGGCUCCUCCACGGCAGCUGGUCUCCAUUCUGCCCUCAUGAGCAUGGGCUGGGGGCUCCGCAUUCUUGGGAGGGGUUGAUGAGAAGACUCAUUACCCUCUCCCACCUGGCCCUGCCCCUUCCCCACACUAGGGAGUGGGUCUCAGAUUCACAAGUCCUUUCCCUAAGGAGGUCCAAUCCCCUUGGCAUCUAACUCCAGAGAUCCGGAGCAGCCCUCAGACCAGGGUGGGAAGGGAACCCCAAACCCCACAGGGCCAGGUGUGGAGUCUGCACCUGCCCCCAUCUUCUCCCCUCCCUCUCCCCGAAGCCCCCAUUUCUUUCCAGGCUGUUUCUUUUUUUAUGACUGUAAACAUAGAUAGUGCUUUAUUUUGUUAAUAAUAAGAUAAAGAUGAGUAACUUAACCAGCACAUUUCUCCUGUUUACACUCGGGGGAUUUUGUUUUGUUUUGUUUUCUGAUGGCAUAAUAAAGACAGAUCAUUUC